This is a messenger RNA of Eurytemora carolleeae, 1571 nucleotides long. RefSeq lists its product as uncharacterized. Bases 589 to 1044 code for a protein of 151 amino acids. Lineage: Eukaryota; Metazoa; Arthropoda; Copepoda; Calanoida; Temoridae. The transcript is spliced from 2 exons. The record is from RefSeq and is a predicted model, not a curated record.
UUGUAAGGUUGCUUCUAUUUCAACAAAAUAAUUGAUUUAUAAAUAUUAAUUGUAGUUGAUUAUUGUGGAAGGUGCUACCGCCUUUAUUGCAACAAAAUAAUCGAUUUUUUAUAUAUUCAUUGUUAUCAUAUUCAUGCUAAAACCCACAGAAUCAGUUAUUUCUCAUUUUAUCACAACUUUUGUGGUUUGGUGAUAGAAAAAUGAGUCCUCGAAAAAUAUUGCAACGUAAUGUGUGUGGGUACACAACGGACUGAAGAAGUAAUUUAACAGCACACAACCUGAGUAAGCAUUUGGGGCCAGAGAGUUAUCACUAUGUUUGCAUCGCCUGUGACCUGAGAUGCCCUUCUCUUCAGGAUAUAAAUCGACAUCAGCUGGCAGCCCAUCCAGGUAAGAAAUUACCAAAAGGUUGAAGUCUAAUCAUAGCACUGAAUGACUUUUACUUAAUUUGAGUCUAUAAGUUGACUUCCUUUUUCAGAGUUUUCCGUUUAUCACUGUAUCCUUGGUGAAGGAAGAUAAAGGCAUGACAUUUUUUCUAUUUCCCAUUUUUUAGCACCAGACGCCAUUGAAGCCGGGAGGUUUACAGAGACCAUGGAAGUGGCUGACAUGGUUGUGUCUUUUACAGUGGAGAUAUGGUUUUGGUGUCUCCCAUCCAACCGCUUCACGGACACUCCAGAUCUUCUCUACUUGCAGAAGAAGGCGUCCCUGACCCUUCUGAAUGAGUUCAGGUCCAGGGGCUUGUCUCUUCAGGAGGCCAUCAUUCAGGAGAUCAUCCGCAAGAGAUUUCCUAGCAUGGACCAGGAGCUUUCAAGCUUUGCUAGGAAAAUGGUCCAGGGCAUUCUGGAGGUUCUGAAAGGUGGGAUGGGUCUGAUGCUGAAGCAGGUCCAUAUGUUCGAAGAGUAUGGUGGCGGAAGCAGGAAAGGGUUUGGCAUUUAUGCCUCUAGGGACUUAAAAGCUGAAGAAGUUUUCAGAACAAUGUAUGGGGCCUUAGUUCCCAUCCCGGCCGGCAAACAGGUGAUUUCAUUAAUAAAAAUAAAAAAUGAUUAAUAAAAAAAGGAAAAUGUUCUAAAACUGCUUUUUUCAUUCAUGUUUGAAUCAUACAACAUUUAUCUAAUGCUGAUUUCAUACAAUGUUUGUUUCAGACGGAUCCAUCCCAGAAUUUUAGCUCCAUCUUGGCAAGGAGGGGCAGGGGGACCUCUGUCAUGUCCUGCAACUUGGCUGGGCCGCUGCAGUUUGUCAACCACAGCUGUCAACAUUGGAACUCCCAGUAUGUGACUGGACCAGGACGGAAGUCGAGUCAUCUAAAGGUGUGGAUAUGCAUAGAAUGAAAACAUAUAACUUAGAUAUUUUUUUAUGUGAAAAGAUUCUGAAAGAUCCUUUUUCAGGUAGCAGUGGACAUCAAGCAGGGGGAGGAAAUAUUAGUCCACUACUACUAUUGGCUGGGUGACCGGGAGAGCAACAGUUGGGAGGCUGGAUGUUAUUGCUGCCAAUAGACCUAGAGAUGUUCGUGUCAAAUAUAAAGUUUGUAAAGAUGUUCAUAAUUUCGAAGUGAACUGAGAUUUUAAUUUGUAAUG